AUGAAAAAUAAUAAAUUAAAUAAUGUUAAGAUUGGUAAAAGGAUAGUGGUUGGCACAUACGCUUUUCCUCUUAAUCCAUCGGAGAAGAAACGUUAUGGUUCUAUGACACAUAGGUGGGUCUGCCUCUUGAGGUCUAUUGACGAUGAAAAUAUGUCACAUUACAUUAAACGUGUUCAAUUUGAACUCGACCCUUCCUUUCUCAACCCAAAACGAGGUAUUAUCCCAAAUCCAACAUUAAUUUUAUUAGUUGUCACUUCUAUGCCUUAUGAAGUCACUGAAGUCGGUUGGGGAGAGUUUUUCAUCGGCGUUAAGAUCACCUUUGUCGACGACUCUCUUGAACCGGUGCAACUGCAACACCUGCUGCGGUUAAACCCUACUGAUGGCACCAAUAUCAUUACCACUGCCGUCAAUGAGACGUUUGACGAGAUUAUUUUCAACGAGCCUAAGGAAUGGUUCUACGAGCGCCUCAUGAAGAGCGCCUGCGACAAACUUCCACCCAGUAAAUACCGCGACUACUUUUGGAACUAUGAGCAGAAGGAGAAGGAGACUCUGUGCAGGUACAUUUGCAGUCAGUCCUACUUCCAGAACGAGACCUACAGGCUCCUCGCUGAGGCGUCUGAGCUCUGCAAACAGAUUCAACGACUGCAGGAGCAGUACCACUUUGGACUAAACAAGCCUGCGGACAUCGACUUAAAGGACAAGACGACGUCAAAGACCACUCCUAUUCUCUCUCACAAUUCAUCCAAGUACACUUCAACUGACGGUUCCUUGUCGGAUAUGCCUGUUAAGAAACUGAACUUAGGGCAGAUUGGCCAGUACCCUGACUCGAAGGGCGACACUCAGGAAUCCUCAAAUCAAAGUUACGUUGGCAUGAGUGUUAAUGAUCGCGAUUCACUAUACUCCGAUCGCUCUCACAAAUCAAAUAGCUCGAACUUGUCAUUGAUAUUGCUAUCGAUCUAUUUGAAAAUCGUCUUUUUAUUUCAAAGCAAAUUAUGUAACAUAUCGCAUCAACGGAAACCAUUACUCAUUAAAUGA
Theileria orientalis strain Shintoku is the source of this 1035-nucleotide messenger RNA. RefSeq lists its product as uncharacterized. Gene Ontology annotation, biological process: regulation of DNA-templated transcription. The transcript has 7 exons. The record is from RefSeq and is a predicted model, not a curated record. The coding region runs from base 1 to 1035 and encodes 344 amino acids. Lineage: Eukaryota; Apicomplexa; Aconoidasida; Piroplasmida; Theileriidae.